AUGCAGUCUGGACGCAAAUAUUCAUAUCCUGAGCCAUUGUCGGAAAGUGAGAAAAAGCACUUCAGCAAGUAUGGGAAAACUCCAGGUGGAGUCAUACUAAGUCAAAAGGCCAAGAAACAAACGCAAUUUGACUCUGGUGACUUUGCUCUGUCUGCUGCUCAUCGAGCAACUUAUAGCGACGCUGUUCAAAUAGGCGAAGCCCAUUCCAAUCACGGAAAUGUUUCACAUCAUUAUGCUCACAUUCCAACUGCCAGUAAUGUUGAGGAGGAUGCCACCCGAGAUACGUAUAGGAAAAGUGUAAACCCUGAAGGAACAUCUCUCCAACACUCAAGUAUUGAAGAUGACGAGGAUGCUACAAAAAAGGAGGACCAGGAUAGUUAUGUGUGA
Messenger RNA from Penicillium odoratum, 387 nucleotides. RefSeq lists its product as uncharacterized. Lineage: Eukaryota; Fungi; Ascomycota; Eurotiomycetes; Eurotiales; Aspergillaceae. The coding region runs from base 1 to 387 and encodes 128 amino acids. The record is from RefSeq and is a predicted model, not a curated record. The transcript is spliced from 3 exons.